Messenger RNA from Acanthopagrus latus (yellowfin seabream), 9964 nucleotides. RefSeq names its product protein NO VEIN. The record is from RefSeq and is a predicted model, not a curated record. Bases 460 to 9633 code for a protein of 3057 amino acids. The transcript has 48 exons. NCBI's taxonomy places the organism in Eukaryota, Metazoa, Chordata, Actinopteri, Spariformes, Sparidae.
GCACCACGGCGCUAGCUGGGUAAACGCUGGUAGCGGCUAACAAUAUGAAAAUGUUGCGAGUUUGCGGGCUGACUGUAGUACCAUUUCACACCUGACUCUACAAAUGUUAAGUUCCGGAGAUACCAAUACUGUGUCCAUGGUCAUUUUAACACUCGUCACUUCUGGACUUAUAUUAUUCAUUUUACGUUAUAACUCGCGUCUGGUAUUAUUUGCUAACGUUAGCCAGUAUCCGCUAGCUAAAGUAAACGGCCCAGUUGACUGUAUACUGCCAUGGUGAUCUCCUUCAUCGCGCUCACUGAUGAGGAGGAUGUUGAAUGAAGGAGAACACACACAAUGGACCACUGCAUCUAAAGGAAACUGUCUGGCACUAUAGCAGAUGGAGCCAUAACUGCGAGGACAGAGAAGAGACGAUGCACUAACCACACAGUCACAAACUGAUCACUGCAAGCUUUACUCAAGAUGGAGAGGGACCAAGACAAUAUUGUCGCCCUCGUGAAGCAGCAUCCAGAUGGGAUCCCCCUUAAAAAGUUGGCUACAUUCUACAACCAGGCAUACCACAAGAACCUGUCUAUAUCUUCCCUGGGCUUCGACUCCAUGACUAGCCUGGUAGCCUCACUGGAUAGGGAUCUGGUUGUGGAGAAGGAACUGGUGAUUCACAAAAGCCACCGUCAUGGGAGGAGUGCUAGAACUGGGACAACAACAAAAGCUACAAAAGACAGAAAGAAUACAAAGGUUUUUGAAAAUAUAGUUGCCAUGGUGCAGCAAAACUCUGGGAUCCCCCUGAAGAAACUGGCUGUAUCCUACAGCCAGACAUACCAUGAGAACCUGACCUUAUCCACCCUAGGCUUUGACUCCAUGGCAAGCCUGCUAGCCUCGCUGGAUAGGGAUCUGGUUCUGGAGGGGGAACUGGUGUUUCACAAGGACCACUACCAUGAAAGUCAAGCUGGAGCUGGAGCAUCAGCAAAGGCUACAGAAGACAUAACUAGGAUUGAUGAGGUUCUGAAAAAUAUUGUGUACAUGAUAAAAGAGCAUCCAGAAGGGAUUCCUCUGAAGAAGGUGGCUAUUGUCUAUAGCCAGAAAUAUCGCCAUAAUCUGGCCUUAGCCUCUUUGGGCUUCACAACUAUAUCCUGCCUGGUAGCAUAUUUGAAAGAAGAUUUAGUUGUGAGAGGGGAGGUGGUUUUUCAUAAGAUCCACUGGCCGCCAAGUCAGCCAGUAGCUGUAGGGAAGUCAACAAAAGAUAAUGAGGACAGCAGGCCUGCAAGACCACAGGGGACUGAAUCACUGAUCGCCACUCCCACUGUCACUGUGCCACAGGUAGAUGUCACCUCUGACGGUGUGCCUACCAUUCAGGCAGCAAUUCCCCAUUUAGCUCCUCCGUUAUCUUCCUUAUUCUCCACCCCCUGUCCUGUUCCUGUUUACACACGAUUUACUGUGCCCAAGCAAGCUAAGGAAUUGACCCAACAGCAGCUGUACCAGAGGGUCAUAGAGGUCAUAGCAAAGUACCGGUUGAGUGCUCCAUCAAUGGACCAGCUACAGAAGUACUAUCUUGAGCAGUUUGGCGAACAACUCCCUCUCACACAGUAUAUGUCUCUGUAUGACACCUGGGAAGCAUCAAACCAUAAGAGGCCACCUACUCUGUCUGAAACAAUGACAGACUCUGAGACUGCUGUGGUGGAGACAACUGCAGCAGCACAGGAUCUUACAAGAGAGCCUGAAAAAGAGCAGCAACAGAAAGCCACCGCAUCCAGCUUUCUCUCUAGCUCUGACUUUCCAGUGCUCGGGGCAGAUGUGAGCAUGACCAAAGAACAGAAGCGCAAAGUUAGAGGUGCAACCCAGAAAGAGGGUGGUGCCCCUGUGUUUAGAGAGUCAUAUCAUGCACAGCUGAGAGAGGUACAUGGAGCUAAUAUGCGGGCAAUAGAGGCACUGGAGGAGGAUGAGGAGGAUCUCACAGGGAGGAAGAGGAAAAGAGUCCUGGAUCAGGAUACAGUCAACAGUUUGAUGGAAGAUGUGAGACGCGACAUCGCUGCAGAAGGAGAGCUGGUUACCAAAGAGAAGGUGAUUUCCAGGGUGUGCGAGCUGAUGCAGGUUCCUUCUUUGGAAGCAGGAAGGAUAAAACCUUGGAAUAUUCCAGCUCUCAAAGAUCUUCAGUAUACCAUGAGAGAGAUCAACAUGUUCAUAGAGUCUGCUGGAACAGUCACAUCCAUCUGUACCCUGUAUGAGCUAGGCCAAUCACUGGCUGGCCUGAAGGACAAGAAGCACUACGAGGAGCUGAACCUGGGGCCCCUCUGCAAAGUCCCCCUCAUCCACCGCAUGUUCAAGAUUGACAGUAAUACAAAGGAUGAUGAUAUCCACCAGAUUGAGACAGUAGACAUCUUAAAGCAACUCCGCAUUUUUAGGAGGCAGCAGAGCAAGCCCAAAGUAGACCUGGCUGAGUUUAUGAAGUAUCUGGCUGAUCACUACAACUGUGAAUCUCCCUACGAGCUGGGCAUCAGGAUACACAGCAUUGCACUGCCCAUAUCGACCUUAAUGAAAGUGAGUCGCUGUGAGCACAUUAUCCUGGAGUCAGCCAGGGAGGUCAUCCAGAAGGAGCUGGAGGAGGAGGUACUGGAGCGACUGAGGAAGAUGAAGAAAAGUGUGUUGGAGCCAUUGCAAGGAGCAAGUUCCAUCUCCUCCACAGGGAGCUUCGACCUCCGGAAGAAGUACGUUUCCAUGACAGCAUCCGAGGUUGUGCUGGCAGUCUUCUCAAACGCAGAGGGGGUGUUCAGUCCCAGGAUGGCCAAGCAAAUCCAGAGCUUCCUGCUGCAGGUGUCAGAUAACCGGCUAGCAAGGGCUCUGUUUCAGCUGGCCAUCUGUGGUGGCUCCCUGGCUGUCCCACAGGAUCUGGUCCCAAAAGACAAGGCAUCCAAAACCACAGAACAAAUGAAGACAGAGGACAAACCCACCACAUCUCUCCCCAGUGAAGCCAAAGUGAAGCAGUACCUUAAAGACAGCCUGUCUUCUCAGAACUCAACCUUCACUUUGAACCACAUGGCGUCUUUGGAGGAAAAGUUAAUCAAACACUUUCAGGUCAAAGAUUUCCGCUCUCUAGAGCAAGGCAGCUUUCUGGAGUUCCUGAAAAAACACAGUCAGCUGCUGCAGAACACCGUGGGCUCUACUGUUUUCUUGGGUAGUGGCAUCAUGGAACCCGGCAGUGGUUUCAGACCCACCAGACAAGACGUGUAUGAGUUCAUCAACCAGUGUGGCGACAUAACCUCCACUGAUCCAGAUGAACUCUCCCACAUUGAGCUAGCACUGAGGUCCCACUACAGGGUGCGGGACACUCGUGAACUUGGCUUUGGCGCUUUGCAAAUGCUGGCUGGCUUUGUGCAGCAUCAGAGAAGGCUGCCUGGAGGAGGACUGAGCCCGGUCUGCUACGAGUCAGCUCUGUUCGCCAAAUACUGCAAAUCAAGUGCUGAAGAUGGGUGUGAGGCAGUAGGACUCCAGGGUGAGAUGUCCAAGGAUCAGGCUCUGGCCAGUUUGCUCUCCUGCCCUCUGCUGGAGGAUUUAAGUGAUUGGAGCCAGUGGGAGCUGAUCUUUAAACCACGUCAUGGCUCCCUCAAAGACUUCAUCGAAAGCAAUGCAGCUAAUACAGGCCUGUCAGCGUUGGAGGUGAUGCCAGGUUUGCUGCUCAGACUCACCACACACACAGGGGACAAGCAUUUCUCUAAUGCUGCCAUGAUCCUUGACCCCAUCGGCACAGCCGGCCACCUGGUGUCCAUGGUAGUGGCUGACGGGGUCAUUAAUGCGCCGACAGCCCUCCUGGCCAAUCAUAUGCAGAGCUCCCUAGCAGCGGCUGUGGCCAAAGAAGAUUUGUCCCAAGCUGAAGAGGAUGUGUCAUGUUACAACAGAGUGGCCAAAUUCCUUUUGGCGUGUUUGACACGAAUCCCCAUCAGAACGUGCCAAGCUCUUUUGCAACAGGUCUUUUUGGAGCCUUUCUCCCUUGUCCUGGGCCAGGCCAAGUCUAAACACGUCCUGAUCACUGCGGCCCAGUCUGACCCAAGGCACAUGAACUGUCUGCACCGACUGGGCAUCCUCCUGGGCAUCACAACCUGGGUCAGAGACUACCAGAAAAAACUGAACCCACCACAGAUCCAGGACUGCAACAUGCCUACAGCUUCUGUGGAACAGGCCAAGUCUAAUUUGAUAGAUUCUGAGAGCAGCAGUCUGUCAGCUCUUAAUAUGAGCGAAGAUGAGUUUCUUGAGGACAACGUCAUUGACAACAGCUUUGCUUCCUCCCCUCUCACCCAGAGCCCACAACAAGUCAAUGGCAAUGAAGAAGUCGAGGUUGAUGAGGGAGAGGAUGAAGAGGAACUGUAUGAGUUGACCUCACUGCCUAAUGGAGAGACUUCAGAUAUCAGCAGUGAAGCUGAAGGAGGCCAGGCCGAGGAGCAGUCAGAAAUGUCUGAUUCUAAUGAAAAGGAUGCUGCCAGCUGCCAGUCAGAGACCACAUUAGAUUUCCAGAGAGCUAUAAUUGAGGAUAUCAGGAAGAGGGAGUUUGGUAUUGGCGUGGAAUUGACUGCUGAAGGCCAGAGCCUGAUGCAGGUCCACCAGAACAGGCUGGGCCGCAGCUUGGACCGCCUCUCCACCGAACUAUACAGCAAAGACACACACUUCGUCCUGGAACUCAUUCAGAAUGCUGAUGACAACAGUUACCCAUCAGAGACGGGUUUCCUUCCAGCGCUGGCCCUUGUGGUGGAGAAAGACUGCAUUACCAUUCUAAACAAUGAGACCGGCUUUCAGGAGAGUAACAUCAGGGCCAUCUGUGAUGUGGGCUGCAGCACCAAGGGCAAACACCAAUAUGGAUACAUAGGACAAAAGGGCAUCGGCUUCAAGUCAGUGUUUAAAGUCACAGACUGUCCUGAGAUUCAUUCCAACGGCUUCCACCUGCGUUUUGACAAGACCUGUGGCCCUAUGGGAUACAUCCUGCCUCACUGGGCUGAGGAUGAGAGGCCACUGAACACACAGCUGAAGGACAUAAACCAGCACAGCUGGACCACAAAGAUCUGCCUUCCCCUGCGCUCUGAGAGCCAUCAGACCAGGAAUCUCUUCCACGAUGUGCAUCCCUCUCUGCUGCUCUUUCUGCACCGCCUGCGCUCCAUCAUCAUCUACAAUCAGAGUGAGAAGCGUCUCGUGAGGAUGACACGUAAAGACCUGAGUCACAAUGUGUUGGAGGUGGAGCACACUGAGGGCAUUGACCACUGGCUAGUGGUCAAAACUAUGGUGCAUCCUAAGAAGAUCAAAGAGGAUGUGGAGUCCACCGAGCUUGCCCUGGCUUUCCAGCUUGACAGCAGCAACACAGAAAGCGACAUUGUAUGGCAGCCACAGAAACAGCCCGUGUUUGCUUACCUGCCCCUUCGCAGCUUCGGCUUCCGUUUCAUCAUCCAAGGUGACUUUGACAUCCCUUCCUCUCGGGAAGACGUUGACAGAGACAGUUCUUGGAACCAGUCGCUUCGCUCGGAGAUACCUCAACUCUUCCUCCAUGCCAUGGACGUCUUCACUGACCACCCAAAGUUCAAGGGGCUGAAGGGCCUCUGCCAGUUCCUGCAGUUCAUCCCCCUGCCUGAUGAAGUGCUGGAUUUCUUCAAGCCUGUUGCCGGGCAGAUUAUUCAACUGCUCAAGGGCAAGGCCUUCCUGCCUACUCUCAGCUCAACUGGUGAGGUUGUGUUCAAGCUGCCUUCCCAAGUGGCCGUCUGUCAGGACACCGUGAUCCGCGACGUGAUUGGCGGAGCAGAGCUCGAAAGGCAUCUGUCUCUGUCUUAUCUCCAUCCGGGUUUGAGCCUGGGCCCGUCCACUUCCCUGCUCACUCACCUAGGAGUCCGAUACCUGCGGGGAUCUGAUGUUUCUACGGUAACCACAGCCAUGGCCAAGGAGCUGAGAGUGGAAGGCAUCCAUUCAGAUGAUGGCCUGCGAAAGCUGGCUAGACUGCUGGUUUGCAACUACCGAGCUCUGGAGCAUGGCUACGGGGAGGCAGACUCCGUCCUGCAAACCCUCAGGGAAUUACCCAUCAUCCCCCUGGCUGAUGGGCGUGUGGUGGCACUGAGCGAGGAGGGCGUGUUCUUUCCAAUGGAGGAAACCAAAACCAAAAAAAAUAAAGCUCAAGCUCAGACAGGACCUCUUUCAGCAUUGUACAGGGAUGUAAAUGUUGUUCACCCUGCUCUGCUGAGCUGUGUGGAGCCUCUAGAGAGUCAGCAGGUUCGGGAGCUACUGAGAAGACUCGGGGUUCAUGAACUGGAGCCUCAAAAGCUGCUGGAGCAGCACAUCUACCCUGCAAUACAGAGCAGCAAAUGGAAGACAAAACCCGAGGCUGUAGUGGUGAGUUACUUGGUUUUCAUCAAGCUGCAUGCCUCCUCCAGCAAGGAGUACUCAGAUGAUGCAGUACCCGUCCUCACCAGCAGGGGUCUGCUGUGCCCGGCCGAUGAACGCGUACACUUCUCUGAAGAAUAUGGAAACAUCAACCUACCAAAGAGACUGCCUGGCUGUGAUUGGGUCUUGCUGAGCCCGUGCUACGUGCAGACAGACGGUGAUGUAGCAGGAUGGAGAGAGCUGUUCAGCAGACUGGGAGUCAGAGACGGCCUCAUCAUCCGCAAAACCAAACGAACUCUCACUGCUAAAGAACUGGCCUCCAGCCCCUGGUCAGUGGAAAGUGCAGCAUGGUACCAAAUUCCAGAGGAGGGCUGUGUGCUCGAUGACUACCCCUGCGAUGAGUUUUAUGCCCUGGCCACUGCUCAGCUGCGUGGCUCCUGCCUCCUGCAGCAAAGAAUGGCCUUACUGGAGCUGCUGACGGCCAACUGGAAUACUGGACACCGCUACUCUCAGUACAUCACAGCUGAGGUGAUCAACGGUGAUGGUCGAGUGAUCAGAAGCACCAAGUCCUCCUUCUUCCACUUCCUGUGUUCUCUUGAAUGGAUUCCAGCGUACCAGCCACAGGAAGGAGAAAAGCAAGAGAGAAAGUACCUUCGUCCAAACUCAGUCUACCUGAACUCACCUGAGGUCACCAGCCUGCUGGGGACUCAUGUCUGCUAUGUGGACAUACACCCCAGCGAGUUCACCAGCGCUCUUGGAAUGAGACAAAAUAUCACAGUUGAUGCUCUGAUUAACUACCUGAAGCAGUGGUGUGUCAGACCAGAAGCAGAUUCCCAAGAGCAGAAAUCGUAUGAGGAAGAGUUGGAGGGGGCGAAUUUCACUUCCACAGUUCAACAUAUCCACAACGUCUACACCUAUCUAUCUCUGAACUGCUCCCAGAGCACCCUGAAGGAGCUGUUCCAGCACUACCCUGCUGUUUAUGUAGAGGAGAGCAGGCGUAAUGGUGAGUGGAGCUCAGGACGUUUCUACCACAUGAAGGAGGUAUGCUGGAGUGACACAACAGAAAUGUUCCGGCGCUACAAACAGCUGAUUCGCAGACCAGACAGCCCGGUGCCAGAGCCUAAGUUCCUGGCUCCCUUCUACAGCCCACUGGAGGGCAUGAGAGUCUUCUUCAUCAGACUGCUGGAUGUGGAACGCAGUCCCAAUAUGAAGCAGUAUGUUGGUUUGUUGGAACUGAUCUGUUCAUCAUCUCAAAUACCAACUGCUGAGGUGCUACAGGAUGUGUCAGUGCUCUAUGCCAGACUUGCUCAAAAGUGUACAAUUCCAGUAUCUGGUGAGCAGGAAAACACUGCACAGCCAGAACUCAAUCAUGGUUACUGCUCCUCAUUGAAGGGUAUGGUGUCCGAUAAGAGGGUCUUCCCCACCAAGGACAAUAGCUGGGUGAAUCUGGCACGCAAACCCAUGAUUGCUGACAACAAAGAGCUGGAAAAAGUGUUUAAGCCUCACAAGCAGAUUUGUCUGCUCAACCUUCCACCAGCAGAGAAGACGACAGCUCACAGGAGCAAGACUGGGAGCUUUGUGAUGGGAGAACGAGCUAACACUGUGCCUACCUUCGACGAGAGGGACCGAUCUUUGUUCCUGGAGAUCUGCGGGAUCCGUCAGCUGUCCCAGUGUGUCAAGACUGAGCCACAGACUGAGAAUCUGAGACCCUGUCCAUCUAUGCAGGCCAUGGUUCGCACCAUGAUACCCUACAUCCAGAGGUUCCUUUACUACCAUGACGAGCUGUCUGAAGUCUACCCAGAGCUGAUUGAAAACAAGAUCGGAGAGAAAAUCAAGCGACUUUCCUUUGGACAGGUGGGUAAGCUGUACAUUCGCUACCAGUUGGAUAUUGCUGACAGUGACGUUGUCGAGUUGCGUGACGUUAACUGUCUGCUGAAGGACAAGAAGGAGCUUUACAUCCAGAAAGAUCACCUCUCAGCUAAGCUGGACAUCUGCAGGGAGUUGGUGAAACUGUUCUGCACAGAGAGCAUCCAAGGGAAAGAGCUGUUUCUGAGAACUUUUCUGCACGGCCUGAUAACCUCGCUCGAUGACCCAGCAUCCCUGAAGACGUUCCUGCACAAGGAGGACAUCAGAGAGCUGCCCAGUGAUGAGGAGGUGUGGGAGGUCCCAGAGCCCCCCAGACCUGAUAUUAACCUGGAGAGAGUGCUGUCAAGGAGUUACUCCUCCUGCAGCGCCCCAGAGGAGCCACCUCGCCCUGCACAAGAGGAUGGGGAACAGACGCUGAUUUGCUGGCCUCCUCGAGCACCCAUCCUGAGCACAGGAGCCAGUCGCACAGUUCAUGCAGAUAGUGGUGUGGUGGAUGCUGUCAUGAAGAUGUGGCCCCCUCCUGCUGCACCUAAAGACGGAGCCCUGGAGAAGGACGCGGGCCCCAGAGGAAGCGGCCGUGUUGUCGGCCAGACUCUCAGCAGCAGCGGCAGCAGCAGUGAUCCAAAGCUGCCACCCAGGAGCAUCAGACCAGCAGACCAGCCAGGCCUUCAGAGAGUCCUCAGCCAGCCAGGCCAACCUAACCCUGCUCCUGUGACCGCCAGCACACCACCUGCUCCAGAGUGCAGUCACCAGAGUGAGACCACUGAGUCUGACAGAGCUGAGGCUGGAGAGGAGACAGCUCCACCACCUCCAUCUGCACAGCCUGCUGAGACGGCCAGCGACCAGCUGGCUCCAAACAGCCUCGUCGUCCCUGAGGCUGUGGUUCUUUCAGGCGUUUUCCAGGGAGCCGCUGCAGAGACUUCACGUCCUCUGCUGAACCUGGACUUCCCUCACUGGAACACACAGGCCACACUGGAGGACAUGGAACUCACCUGCCAGAGACCCACCACCGUGGUGCUGUCCGACGACGCAGUGGAUUACGCGGCGAUCGGGGAGUGGGGGGAGCAGCUGGUCAACUCUUUCCUAUGCCACUGGAGAGACGGCGGCGAGCCCGGGCGACCCGCACACAUCCUGUGGUGCAAUCAGAGCGGAGAGAGCGGCCAGCCCUACGACUUCAGGCUCACUUUUGGAGCCGGAGGAGCGCAGAGGGUGGUGUACGUGGAGGUGAAGUCAACUAUAAAGAAAGAGAAGUCGUUCAUCCACAUGUCUGCCAACGAGCUGGACUUUGCACUGAAGGAGAAGGAGCGCUAUCACAUAUUCAGAGUAUACAGCGCGGGAGACGCUCAGAAUGUUCGCCUGUGUCGCAUUCAGAACCUGGCGCAGCAUCUCCACACCAAAGACCUGGCACUAUAUCUCUUUGUUUGAGUCUUUUGUAUGUUUUGUGGGAAUAUUUGCACUACAUUAAUCCAUGCCUAAACAUUCAUAUGCCUUUUUAAGUUCAUCCUGACUGCACUGAUUUUUAGUUCUUUUGCUCUGAGUGUUUGUAAUUUUUCCAGCUAAUGAGAAAAAUGUGCACUUUCCUUUUUAAUUUGUCUAAGAUAUUUUUGCCAACAAACUGCAGCUGUGUCUUUUCUAGUCAGUGCACAAUUUUAAACGACGGUGGGCAUACUUAAUGUUUUUAGCUUUUUUUUAUUCCCCCUACCUCACCUUUACUGCAGCAUUCCAAUUGAAUAAAGUGUUUUUUCUGACAGCUGAA